Molecule: messenger RNA, 2238 nt
Organism: Vairimorpha ceranae
Lineage: Eukaryota; Fungi; Microsporidia; Nosematidae
Exons: 1
Coding region: 1-2238 (745 amino acids)
Source: RefSeq, a predicted model, not a curated record
AUGAUUAUGUAUUACAUAUCAGUAUUACUUAUUUUUACAGUCUUAUUCCACACAGAAUAUUUAUGCGAUUACUCUGUGUAUUACAAACAUCCAUAUUUAACAUCCAUGCUUAUUUUACCGAUUAUUCCAUGGAAUUAUAUUUUAGCGUACAGCUCAAAAUUAUAUUUAAAAAAUAUGGUUUUACAAAUGAGGACGUAUUUUGUAAACAAGAUUAUGCUGGUUUUCACGCUUUUUAUGUUGACUUUAUUAAUAUUAGAUAAGCCAAUUGUUAGUAGAUAUAUUUGGAAUGAGAAUUUAGAGAUUAUUAUUCCUAAAGGGAAUAAUAUUUCUGUUUAUUAUAUUUUUAAUACAGAUACAAUGAAUGAUGGAUCUGUUGAAAAUUUUCUAGAGAAAGCAAAGAUGUUUAAAGGAGAUGUUUUUAGGUACAGCUUUGGAGCUGGUAAUUAUGAAAAUUUUGAAAAUUUUAAUAAGGAAUUUAAAUCUAUUAAAUUUUCAAAACUCAAUCAUAUUAAGUGUUUUGUACUUUUUAUUCCAUUUUUAAAGAUUCAAUAUUUUGAUGAUUUAAUUUAUGCUGAUUACACAACUACUAAAAAUAAAAAAGAUAAGAUUACUGUUGCAGACACGGGGGAAGUUGCAGAAAAAAUUACAGAUAAAGGAGAUAAGGUUAUUUAUGCAGACACGGCGGAAGUUAAAGGGGAAAUAUAUAUACCAGUGCCACCACCCUUUAAAUCUGAAUCUUUAGGGUUUUUCUUGCCAACAUAUGGUACGGAAAGAGAUAAGAAAGAAGAAGUCGGGAAGGGUUUACAACAAAAAAAUAAAAAAAGUGAAUUUACAAAAAACGGACAAAAUUUGAGUUUUGCGGAAGAUUUGAAAAAAUCUCUUGAAAACAUGCCAAAAAAAAACUGUAUCGAGGAUCGUACAAAAAAUCUUAAUUUACAAAAAAAAGAACAAUCUUCUAAUGAUUUUCAAAAUGAGUUAUCAAAAUUUGUAUUGAAACGAAGAAUUUUACUUGGAUAUAAUGAUUCGAGUUCUUCAAAAGAGAAUAAUGAGGAAGUAGAAGAGAGCGAAAGUGAUUCUUUUUUUAUUUUUCAACCAUCGAAAUUGUCUGCAAACGUAAAAAUUAUUUGCGAUGAAAAGGAUAAAAUUUGUGAAAAUAACCCGGUAAGUAACUUACAACUAGGUUGUAGUAAAAAUAAUGACAUUAAAUCUUUGAUAAAUCAUAAAAACGAUACUACUAUUCAUUCAAGUUCUGAUUCUAGCGAUAAGUUAGAUACAGUUACUAGAACUAAAAAAAAAUGGAAUGUAAAGUUAAAAAAAGUUGAUAAUAAAUAUUUAUUAAAUAAUACUAAAGAAAAUAAUGUUCAAGACACAAAUGAAAAUAUCAAUCAUUUGCAAGUAACACAGGUUAAAAGUACAUCAACCUCGGAUUUAAAUAAUAACUUACCACAAAAGGUAGAGUCAAAUUUAGAUUUAAACUUUUCAUCAAUUGGAGUAAAAAGUGGUAGUUCUGAUUCGACAGAAUUCUUAUCUGCUGAAUCCUCUGAUACCUUUUACUCCGCGACUUGCUAUAAAGAUGAUGAAGAACGGGCAGAAACUAUAAUUAAUAACACUUUAGAUGAUCUUAAUAGUACACUAAUUACUACGUUUGAAUCCAAUAUUAAUGAGGAAAGUGGGCUAUUAGCUAUGUCUGAAUCUAAUGCUUAUACUGUUGAUGAAGUCGACAAUGAACUUUUAUAUUUGCCCAAAUCUAGUAUUAAUGAGGACAAUGGAUCAUUACACGAAACAGAAUCUAAUAUUCAUGAGAAUAGUGAACUAGUUUAUACAUUAGAAUCUGAUAUUAAUGAAAAUGAUAGUGGGUUGUUAUCUACAUCUAAAGAUACGGCAAAUACAACUUUAAAUAAGAAUAAGGAAAUGGACGAUAAUUUAUCAUCUACAUCAGGAUCUAAUAAAAAUACGCCAAAUGAAAUGUUACCAAACAUGAAUACGACAGACGAAAUGUCAUUAAAUAAAGUUGAAAAAAAUAAGCCUGCUUAUACUUUUCAAGACAUGAUAAAAAAGGGUUCUGAAAAGCUUACUAAUAGUUUUGCUACAAGUAUAGAUCCUAGGGACAAAUUUUUACAAAAAAAAUGUACCAAUGAUUCAAACAUUUUCACUAGAUCAGCAAUGGUUGAUGAUUUUGUUCAUCAAAGAGAUGUAGAAAUUAAUACUGAAAGUGAUAAUGAUGGCUGGGAUGAUUAA